Molecule: messenger RNA, 2087 nt
Organism: Gopherus flavomarginatus (Mexican gopher tortoise)
Lineage: Eukaryota; Metazoa; Chordata; Testudines; Testudinidae
Gene: DPH1
Product: diphthamide biosynthesis 1
Exons: 12
Coding region: 13-1329 (438 amino acids)
Biological process (GO): protein histidyl modification to diphthamide
Molecular function (GO): 2-(3-amino-3-carboxypropyl)histidine synthase activity
Source: RefSeq, a predicted model, not a curated record
GGUUUGUUUGCGAUGGCGGCGCGGGAGCAGCUGGCGCGGAGUGAGCCCCCGGCUUGGGCGCCAGGCCGAGGACCCCAGCGCCGACGGGUGGCUAUGCAGAUCCCUGAGGCAAUUCUCACCAAUAAGGAGCUGCAGGAGGCAGUUGGAGCCCUCCCCAGCAACUAUAACUUUGAGAUCUACAAGACAGUCUGGAGAAUUCAGCAGGCCAAGGCAAAAAAAGUGGCUCUGCAGAUGCCCGAAGGGCUCCUCAUGUUUGCAUGCACCAUCGCUGACAUCAUUGAAAGGUUCACCGGUGCUGAGGUGGUGGUGAUGGGAGACGUGACGUAUGGCGCGUGCUGUGUGGAUGACUACACUGCCAGAGCCCUCGGGGCGGACUUCAUGGUGCACUACGGACACAGCUGCCUGGUUCCCAUCGACGCAACGCAGGGGGUGAGGAUGCUCUAUGUGUUUGUGGAUAUCAAGAUCGACACAUCCCACUUCGUGGAGACCAUCCACUUCAACUUCCCCAAGGGCUCCUGCCUGGCUCUCGUCAGCACCAUCCAGUUCGUCUCCGCUCUGCAGGCAGCCUCCCAAGUGCUGCGCUCUGAAUACAAAGUCAGCAUCCCGCAGUGCAAGCCACUCUCACCAGGCGAGAUCCUGGGCUGCACGUCUCCCCGGCUGGGGCCGGACACAGAUGCCGUUGUGUACCUGGGAGAUGGACGCUUCCACCUGGAAUCUGUCAUGAUUGCCAACCCCGGAGUUCCCGCCUACAGGUACGACCCCUACAGCAAAGUGUUCUCCAGGGAGCACUACACCCACGAGCACAUGCAGCACGCCCGGCAGGAGGCCAUCCGCACCGCCGCCCGCGCCCGGAGCUGGGGACUCAUUCUCGGGACUCUGGGGCGCCAGGGCUCCACCUCCAUCUUGCAGCACCUGGAGGGGCGGCUCCAAGCCCUGGGCCUCCCGUUCAUCAGAGUGCUGCUCUCCGAGAUCUUUCCCAGCAAGCUGCAGCUGUUCCCUGACGUGGACGCGUGGGUGCAGGUGGCUUGUCCCCGGCUCUCCAUUGACUGGGGAGGAGCCUUCAGCAAGCCGCUGCUCACGCCCUACGAGGCUGCUGUGGCUCUGAAGGAAAUCGAGUGGCAGCAGACUUACCCCAUGGAUUUCUACGCUGGCCAGUCCCUGGGGCCCUGGACAGUCAACCCUGCCAGCCACAAGCCCCAGAGGGGCACCAGCCAGCCAACGCAGAGGAAGCUGCCUGAACCUGUGGUACCAGUGGAUGCUGGUGUGGGGAAGAAAUGCACCAACUGCAGCUGUCAAGACGAGGCCCCAUUGCAGCCAGAGCACCCCUGAACACCCAAGCAAUGGGGAUAUCAGCAGGUACAGCCCUGCAGUUACCAGCCUGGAAACAAGCACUCCCAGCUUUGCUCUCAGGAAAGGCUGUCUCUGACUUCAGAGCUGGUGAAAUGGGCCCGAUCAACAGCCCUGUAGAUUAACUGACUGGCAUCCAGAGCAGGUACAGAAUAGGCAGCGGCAGGGCCACUCUCUCACUGCCCUGGAGAACCAUCUCUCAGUGUCUGGCCCAUUCAGCCCAAAGUGUCUCCACGGAGGCUGCCUGAAAGGACCAGCUGUAGCAGUGGUUUCUGUGAUAGGAACUGUUCCCUGGGCACUGGACUGAGAUCGCCUGUUUAGGAACAUGUGUCCAGACCAUGAUUAAUUUGCAUUGAAAUGUCCCAUGUGUACUACAGAGAGGUGGAAAUGGCCAUGCAAAGGCCCCUCAACUCUGCUGGGUUUCAGACAUAGUCUCACUAACAGGAUGUUGAGAAGCACAAAGUUGGGAACAGUGCCAAGGUUCCGGUUGUGUUCUGCCUGGGGAACAUGGAUUUUAGGCCAACACACUGCUCUGUUCCCCUUGGUGCCUCAGCCCCAGUGUGCAGACAUCAAGGCUCAGCCGGGGGGCAGCAGUAAACCCUAACUUACACACUGUAGUAAUCUUGAUAAAUUUGCCAGUUGCAGUGGAGGGACAGAUUCUUUGUCAGUUUGUGCUUCACCAUCCAUGGUUUGCAAAAUCCUCUUUGAAACUUGGAAAUAAAGUGUCCUCAAGCCCCAGA